Monascus purpureus is the source of this 360-nucleotide messenger RNA. The record is from the annotation of a GenBank genome assembly. NCBI's taxonomy places the organism in Eukaryota, Fungi, Ascomycota, Eurotiomycetes, Eurotiales, Aspergillaceae.
AUGAGGAUGGGUGUUCAAACCACGGGAGCAGGUCAAUAUCUUAGUAGCGGCCGCUCUACGCCAUCAUCAUCGCUCGAGGUAUCUCAAUGGGACCCCGGCCGUGAGAGAAAGAUCCGUGCGAAAGUGGAUUUCUCGGUGCUGCCGCUGCUUUAUCUGGGGUUCUUUAUUUUUCAACUGGACCGCAUGAACAUUGCCAGUGCCCUGACCGGUGGCUUCGCAUCUGACAUCAAUGUCUCACAAUCCACGAUCAACUUGGGCAAUCAACUCAUGUACAUGGGCACUGUGGUCUUCGAAAUACCAUGUAAUAUGGCUCAGCAGAAAGGGCGUACAGAAGGGCUCGUCGUUAGAAAAGAAUUCUAA